CUGCGGGGAACCCCCCUCGGCCGCUCACUCACCAGCUGGAACUCGCUCCUGCGGCGGUAGGCCUCCCGGAUGCCCGAGUCCCCCCAGAGGGCGCGCAGGGCGGGCACGUAGAGCUGGAAGGUGGCGGGCUCCACGGGCAGCCCCGCCUUGUUCUCGAAGGCCAUGAGGAACAUGCCGUGCUUCUCGUUCUCCGAGUGCUGCCAGGGGAUGCCCAGCUUGUCCCGCGCGUCCACGAGUACCUUGGAGCCCUGGGGACAGAGGAAAGGGCGAGUGAGCUGCAGAGGCCGGACCACGCGGAGCCGCCCAGCGACGACUGCGACAGCAGGACACCCCGCUGUCUGCCGUGCCACCCACACGGCCCUCACGGCCCGCGGGCUGUCGGGUCAGGCGCGGAUGCCGUAUUCCUGGGACACGACUGUGCCAUGCGGUUACACACCAGGCAGCAGCGUGGCCUUUGCUGCCCUCACCGGGGAGGUCCUGGGAGGACACGCCUGGGGGGAGACCUGGCCACCCCGAGCACAGCCAGCACUGAACGGGCCACGGCAGGAGGCGGCAGUGAGGGAACCACUCCAGCAUCACCAAACCCAGACCCACCGAACCCGCCUCAGCGGACGAGACUCCGCACCACACCCCGUUCCCGCGGUCCAGCUCCCGGUUAUCCGCGCGGGAGCCGAGCAUCCACACUGCCCCGGUGCUUCCUGCGGGGCGUCUGCUCACACUGCGCCCGCGCUCCCGGGUCAGCGAGAGCCUGGCCCCCGGGGUGUCACACCCACUGGCCGCGUGCGGAGCGGACAGUCCUACCGUCGCCAUCACGGCACAGAGCGCCACCAUGUGCGAGGCCACACAGCAGGCACGACAGAAAGACACCUGCCCCGCCACCUUCCGGCAGAAGACCCAUUUCCCACGCGAAAGCCCGAGUUCCCCCAGCCACACACUCACAGGAAGGAGAGAUGAAGGCGGAGACACCGACCGAGGCCCUGCUCCCAGCUCCGAGGCGAGGGCAGCAGGAAGUGCUGAGUGCGGUUCCCAUAACGGUGCGUGGCAUCCAGUCGCCCAAACACACCGGUGCAGCCUGAGCAGCUGACUUCACCUCCCUACCAUGUACCACUGCCCUGCUCAGAGAACACAUUUCUAUGACACUCUGUAAACCCAGGAUUUAAACCUCCAAAGAACAGAUUCCCUGUCUGCUGGGGAUGUAGAUGUGGGGGGUUUUUGGUUUUACUGGACGAACACCAAAAAUCGCAAACCCUGUUAUCUCAUCCCCAAACACAUUGUGUUAGUUUCACUCCUAAUCAAGCCACCUUCUCAGACCAGCCGUCCUUACCAGGCUCCCUCGGAAAGCGCUGUGGCCGACAUGUGGCGUGCGGGCGCCUGACGCCUUUCCUAGAGCCUGAAGGGACACCAGGAAAGGUCCGCGGUGUGUUCACCGCCGACAGCAGCGCCUGCGCUCGGAGAGCGGGUUUUGCUGGAGACCCGAGGCUGGUUGCGGGCCUCUGGCCACCGCCCAGAUGGAGACGUGCGCCAGGGAUGUAACAGGACGGUCCUGGGAGCCGGGAGCCGGCAAGGCGGCGGCGCCUCUUCAGUGCCUGACCCCGCGGGAGGCACCUUCCAACGUAGAGGCCGCACGAAACGCGAUGAAGGAGAGCAGCCCGCGGGCAAAGGGUCCCCGAGCUCGAUGGCAGUGCUGCUGGCCUCCUGGUGCAGCCCCCCCACCCCCAUUCCUCUCGGGAACAACGCCUCGUUCUGAUGGGCCGGCUGCUCCUCACCAGUCCCUCCUCUGGGAGCCGCCCACCUGCUCGGCCAGCCUCCCAGGCGCCCAGCAGCGGAGCGGAGUCCCUUCCUGAGAACGGCCGCUUCACCCUCAGGCAUGGGCCUGGGCACGUCAUGGGAAACAAAGGCUCAGAGGUCACGGACACGCCAUCUCCCGCAGGCCUUUCGAUUCUGACCAGGGCGUCCAGUGGGCAGAUGCAGGGACCCCAAAGGCCGUUUGAGAUGCUCCAGCCACACGGCACCGCCCACAGCUGCGCCCGCCCCGGAACAAGCCUGCCCAGAGCCCAGCAGCCACGGGCUCACUCCACCUCGGGGCACGUGGGGGCACAGUGCUGUGCCCACUUCACAGAGGAGACGGACCCAGCUCAGGAUCAGGGAUGCCAAUGCGAGUGCUUGUUUUAACCCAUAUUCUUCCUGCACCUCGGCGGGUGUGUCGGGGCGACGGGCAGGGGCAGGAGGGUGGCACGGACUUCAGAAGCAGAUCUGCACUGACCUGGGCGGACCCGGCAUUUCUGGUUCUCUGCUUGUUAAAAAGUUAACUAGAUCUAGAAGUAGGGACAUGCUGAACGCCUGGCGAACUCUGAGGAGAUGCGAUGAGUUCAGACCCGACUUUACAAACAGGGAACACCUUCACUCACACACCUAUCACAGCAGCGUGGCCGAGACCCCCGCCACCGGGCUGUGGGCAGUGGGACGCGGCCAGUCCGAACUGAGGUGUGUUAUAACACUCGCUGCAUUUCAAAGACUUCCCAUGAAAAAUAAAUGGAAAUACUUAAAAAUU
Myotis lucifugus (little brown bat) is the source of this 2551-nucleotide messenger RNA. RefSeq lists its product as uncharacterized. The record is from RefSeq and is a predicted model, not a curated record. Bases 163 to 954 code for a protein of 263 amino acids. Lineage: Eukaryota; Metazoa; Chordata; Mammalia; Chiroptera; Vespertilionidae. The transcript has 2 exons.